This is a messenger RNA of Miscanthus lutarioriparius, 1614 nucleotides long. The record is from the annotation of a GenBank genome assembly. NCBI's taxonomy places the organism in Eukaryota, Viridiplantae, Streptophyta, Magnoliopsida, Poales, Poaceae.
AUGCUCAGCUCCCCCAUCCCCAUCCCCGGACCCCGGACCCCGGCCACCCAUGGGCGCCUGCUUCUCCUCCGCCUCCGCUGCCCCGCCGGCGCCGCCGACGAGCGCCGCCCGUCCAAGAAGGACGACGGCAAGAGGAGGCGUCGCGCCGCCGGAACCUCGCCGGAAGGCGCGGCGGCGGCCCCCGUGCGGGUGGAAUUCGGCUACGAGAGGGACUUCGAGGCGCGCUACGAGGUCGGUCGCCUGCUCGGCCACGGCCAGUUCGGCUACACCUUCGCCGCCACCGACCGCGGCUCCGGGGACCGCGUCGCCGUCAAGCGCAUCGACAAGGCCAAGAUGACCCGUCCUGUUGCUGCGGAGGAUGUGAAAAGAGAAGUGAAGAUUCUUAAAGCACUUAAAGGACAUCAGAAUAUUGUUCACUUCUACAACGCAUUUGAGGAUGUUUCAUACGUGUAUAUUGUGAUGGAGCUAUGUGAGGGUGGUGAACUAUUGGACCGGAUUUUGGCGAAAAAGAAUAGCCGUUAUAGUGAGAAAGAUGCUGCAGUGGUAGUCCGCCAAAUGCUCAAAGUAGCUGCUGAGUGUCAUCUGCGUGGGUUAGUUCACCGAGAUAUGAAGCCUGAGAACUUCCUUUUGAAAUCAAAUAAGGAGGACUCACCACUAAAGGCAACAGAUUUUGGUUUGUCAGAUUUCAUUAAGCCAGGAAAGAAGUUCCAUGACAUUGUUGGAAGUGCUUACUAUGUCGCACCAGAAGUACUAAAACGACGGUCUGGUCCUGAGUCAGAUGUUUGGAGCAUAGGAGUUAUAACCUACAUUUUGCUCUGUGGGAGGCGGCCUUUUUGGGAUAAAACUGAAGACGGUAUAUUCAAGGAGGUUCUAAGGAACAAGCCUGAUUUUCGUAAGAGGCCUUGGUCAAGCAUCAGUCCAUGUGCUAAAGAUUUUGUUAAAAGGUUACUAGUGAAGAACCCAAGGGCAAGGCUAACAGCUGCUCAAGCUCUCUCUCAUCCGUGGGUAAGAGAAGGAGGAGAAGCAUCCGAUAUCCCUGUUGACAUAUCUGUGUUAUCAAACAUGCGUCAGUUUGUCAAGUACAGCCGUUUUAAGCAAUUCGCACUUCGGGCUUUGGCGAGUACACUUAAUGAGGAAGAGCUAGCAGAUUUGAAGGAUCAGUUUGAUGCAAUUGAUAUUGAUAAAAGUGGAUCAAUUAGUAUCGAGGAAAUGCGCCAUGCCCUUGCAAAGGAUCUUCCCUGGAGAUUGAAGGGUCCCCGUGUGCUCGAGAUUAUUCAAGCAAUUGACAGCAACACCGAUGGGCUUGUGGACUUCAAAGAGUUCGUUGCAGCAACUCUCCAUAUACACCAGAUGGCGGAGCUUGACACUGAAAGAUGGGGUAUACGCUGCCAAGCUGCUUUCAGUAAAUUUGAUCUGGAUGGUGAUGGAUAUAUCACACCGGAGGAACUUAGAAUGCACACUGGCUUAAAGGGAUCUAUUGAGCCGCUGCUGGAGGAGGCCGACAUCGAUAAAGAUGGGAAAAUAAGCCUGUCCGAAUUCCGCAAGCUCCUACGAACUGCAAGCAUGAGCAACGUUCCCAGCCCAAGGGGGGUUCCAAAUCCUCAAGCUCUGUGA